AUGGCAUCUCAAUACGACCCGCACAGCAUUCGCACGGCGACCGUCGCCCGCAAGACCGGCGAGACCGACAUCCAGUGCACCCUGACUCUCGAUGUCGAGGCGGGCGCGAAGCAGGUUAUCGAGGUGGACACGGGCAUUGGUUUCCUGAACCACAUGCUGCACGCCCUCGCCAAGCAUGGCAAGAUGUCUCUUCAGCUCAAGUGCAAGGGAGACCUGGAGGUGGACGACCACCACACGGCCGAGGACUGUGCGUUGGCGCUGGGCGAGGCGUUCAAGAAGGCUUUGGGCGAGCGAAGGGGCAUCAGGCGGUACGGCACUGGGUUUGCGCCGCUCGACGAGGCCCUCGCACGAGCAGUCCUCGACAUCUCCUCCCGACCGUACUUUUGCGGCGACCUUCAGCUCAAGCGGGAAAAGAUUGGCGACCUCUCGUGUGAGAUGAUUCCGCACGUAUUCCACUCGUUCGCCGAGGCAGCUGGCGUCACGCUCCAUGUCGACGUCUUGAGGGGCUUCAACGACCACCACAAGUCCGAAUCCGCCUUCAAGGCCCUCGCGCUCGCCAUCCGGGAAGCAAUCCAGCGCGACAACUCUGGCGACGUUCCCAGUACCAAGGGUGUCCUCGCCGUCUAG
Molecule: messenger RNA, 627 nt
Organism: Rhodotorula toruloides NP11
Lineage: Eukaryota; Fungi; Basidiomycota; Microbotryomycetes; Sporidiobolales; Sporidiobolaceae
Product: imidazoleglycerol-phosphate dehydratase
Exons: 4
Coding region: 1-627 (208 amino acids)
Biological process (GO): L-histidine biosynthetic process
Molecular function (GO): imidazoleglycerol-phosphate dehydratase activity
Source: RefSeq, a predicted model, not a curated record